AUGUCCUACAAACAGAUCAUCUACACCACUCCCCCGGCUCCGGCCAUCAACCCCUCCCUCACCUCAGGAACCUUCCGCGUGAACACAACCCCCAUCCCCAAAGAUGUGCCCGCCGACAAACUGCUCGUGCGCGCACACUACCUCUCCCUCGACCCAGCCAUGCGUCAAUGGCUAACCGCCAAACGCUCCUACAUCGCCCCCGUCGAGCAAGGCGCCGUCAUGCGCGGCCAGAGCAUCGCCCAAGUCGUCUCCGUCGGCACAGGCCUCACAUCCAAAUAUGCUCCGGGUGACUGGGUCGUCGCCUACUCCGGCUGGCAGGAGUAUGCCCUCGUCGGCGCCAAGGAGGCCGAAAAGGUCAUCGUGCCACCCGGCGGUCGUCCCACGGACGCCAUGUCCGUCCUCGGCAUGACGGGCCUGACCGCAUACUUCGGUAUGAUGGAGGUUGGGCAGCCGAAGAAGGGCGACACGGUUGUGGUCUCGGGUGCUGCGGGCGCGACGGGGAUGGUGGCGGGCCAGAUUGCGAAGAUCCAGGGCGCGAAGCGCGUGGUUGGACUUGCGGGGUCGAAGGAGAAGUGCGAGUUCUUGGUCAAGGAGCUUGGGUUCGACUCUGCGGUUAAUUAUAAGGAUGCUGAUUGGCGGAAGCAGCUUAAGGAGGCUACCCCUGAGUAUAUUGAUGUGUUCUUCGAUAAUACUGGUGGUGAGAUCUUGGAUGCUUGCUUGGCGAGGGCGGCCAAGGACUCGCGCUUUGCUAUUUGCGGUGCUAUCAGUCAGUAUAAUUCGGCUAAGCCGCAGGGUCCGGCUAGCUUUAUGAGUGUUAUUUCUCAACGGAUUACCAUGAAGGGUUUCAUUGUCUUUGACUUCGCCAAGCAGUAUCCGGCUGCCUUGAAGCAGCUGGGCACCUGGCUGUCGGAGGGUAAGCUCAAACGCAAGGAGCACAUUGUGCCUGGUGGCUUGGAGGCUGCGCCCCAGGCCCUGAUUGACCUUUAUGCCGGUGUCAAUACCGGUAAGAUGAUGGUUGAGGUGGCCCCUGUCUCGGAGGGAUUGAAGGCCAAGUUGUAG
Penicillium olsonii is the source of this 1059-nucleotide messenger RNA. The record is from the annotation of a GenBank genome assembly. Lineage: Eukaryota; Fungi; Ascomycota; Eurotiomycetes; Eurotiales; Aspergillaceae.